AUGUCCCGGAGGACGCUGGGUGGAGGUCGUGUCCUGGGCACUCCAAACGCUCUUGCUGUUCAAGCUUCAACUCCAUCUCCGCGACAGAAGCCAAGCAUCUUAUCACCUUCCGCCAGCAGCCUCUCCCUUAGUUCUCAAGCUUCCGCCUCGCAGUUUUCAUCCGAAACUCAAGACCUCACUUCUAGGAUCUCCCUAGAUAAUGGUGCGACUUCUAUAUCCGCGGCCCCGGCGGCUACCGGUGCGCAGCUGGCUUGCCCGAUCUGCAGUGAGGAGAUGGUGACGCUACUCCAAUUGAACAGACAUCUCGAUGACGUACACCAGAAUCUGGAAGAUGACCGGCAGGAUGAAGUCAAAGAUUGGUUCAAGUUGCAAAUGGAAAAGGCAAAGCGCUUUCAACCUUUAGCUGUGCUGAAUCAGAAGCUAAAAGGCUUGGAUGUCUUCGAAUCGAACGAGAACCAGCAACCUUCCAUCGGCACGAGUCGGUCCAUCGCACCACAACCCGGUCACAGUGAGCCACCGAGGAUAAUUGACCCCGAAGACAUAAUCAUAAAGGAUCACUGGCAAGGUCGGGGCUUAUAUGAUACGUGCCUGGAGCCGUCGUGCGGGAAACGUCUAAAUGCUACGAAUGGCUGUGUCAACUGUCGCAAAUGCGGGAAGCUGUUCUGUGAGGAGCAUACCAUGUAUCAGAUGCGACUGUCCAGGUCGGCGCAACAUGAGCCGGUGAGAGGCUUGUGGUACAGGGUCUGUGAGACUUGUUACAAGUCAAGGGAAGGAUACAAUGACCAUAAUGGCGUGGUCAGAGAUCGAAUGGCCGAGUUCAAGGCUGUGAGAAAGCAGACCGUCGAUAAAGCUACACUAGAAGUCUCUCGGUUGGAAAAGCGUUUGACGCGACUCACACAGGGACUAGCGGCUCUACCCCCAGAUCAAAUCCAAUCCAGCGCAGGUAAACGCUGGCCAAUCUCAUGGCAGAAUGACCAGCGCAAAGCGCUCGAGCAGACGAUUGUCAGUUGGCAGGAAGACUCAAGUGUGCCUCGGUGUCCGUUCUGCCAGCAAGAUUUCAGCAGCUACACUUUUCGGAGGCAUCACUGCAGGACUUGCGGGCGGGUUGUAUGCGGUGACCCUGCAACCGGAUGCUCCAAUGAGGUUCCUCUUAGUAUAACAUCUCGUAUGUUGCCUUGCUAUUAUACCAGCGUGUUCACCCCUAAUCCCAGUCCAGUGUCCAGGGCGAUCGGAGAAAAGUCACUCAAUGCGGGUGUAAUCAAUAUAGACAUCAGAUUAUGUAAGGAUUGCAAAGCAACACUGUUUGACCGUCGAGACUUUCAGGCGGAUGUUACACGCAAGCCUCCAGAUGUCAGGGCAUAUGAGAAUCUAGUGCAAUUUGAGCGCGGAAUUCGACUGCUCUUGCCCAAGUUCCAGAGGCUGCUUACAACUCUACAGGACCCGAGGCGGCCACCUACAGCCACGCAACUGGCGGAAGCCUCUAAAGUUCGCAAGCGGCUCACCGAUUCCUUUGCUCAAUAUGAUGUUGCUGCCAGGCGUGUUCGUGACAUGCCAACCGACUCUCCGACGCAGAAGCGACUCCAGAAGGCCGUUUAUCAGCAAGCCAGCAAUUUCCUUCACCUGCACAUGCUUCCUCUAAAAGCGUUACCCAAGAUUCUCAAACACGCAUCGUCAAACGGACGGCCGGCUAGUCCAGCUAGUUCGGUUGCAACCCUUUCUGGUAACAAUGCAGCGAGCGGUCAUCAACGGCGAGAGUCGGCACUUGCAUCAAUUAAAUAUGGCAAUAUCGCUACCAGCGGUAGUAACAGUAGCCUGGCAAGCGAUACGAGUAGUGCUGUCUCAGCAUUAGAAGCCGAGGAGAAAUCGCUGCGCGAACGUCUUAUCGUCCUGGAAGAACAGAAAUUCUUCGUAUCAGAGAUGAUUGCGGAUGCGAAUCGCCGUCGUAAGUUCGACGAAGUCAGCAGCCUUGCAAUGAAUAUAGAGGACCUGAGUCGGGAGAUUGACCGCAUCAACGGCAUUCUGGACGGCCUCGAUUUUGAGAGCGUAUAUACCGCCAAUCAGCCACAUCCUUGA
This is a messenger RNA of Aspergillus clavatus NRRL 1, 2073 nucleotides long. RefSeq names its product putative vacuolar segregation protein (Pep7). NCBI's taxonomy places the organism in Eukaryota, Fungi, Ascomycota, Eurotiomycetes, Eurotiales, Aspergillaceae. Gene Ontology annotation, biological process: DNA repair. The record is from RefSeq and is a predicted model, not a curated record. Gene Ontology annotation, molecular function: metal ion binding; DNA binding. The coding region runs from base 1 to 2073 and encodes 690 amino acids. The transcript is spliced from 5 exons.